CAGAGGUCAAGUUGGAGACCAUUAACAAAGUUUUAUGAAUAAAUGAAUAACUUACUAAGAGCGUAAUUAAUCAAAAUAAUAUUAUAAAGCAAAUUUGAUGAUCGAAAACAUUACCGGUGACAAAAAAAAAUUAAAUUAAAAGUGUGCUAUUUUGAUUUUAAUACUCUAAGUCACAAGGACAAAUAUCAAUUAGGCCUACCUACUUGUGUGUAUUCGUCAUUAGUGACAUUAGACAUUAGUGUCAUUAGUGAUCUCUUUUAUUUGAUGUACCGUUUGCGCUUGCUAAGUGAUAAAUAAUUUUAUUUUUUCAUAACCAUAGCCUUAUUAAAAAGUCUAAUUAAUUUUUUUUUAAAAUACAGUAGUAAUGGUAUAUAAUUAUUAUUACGAUAUAAUAAUUUUAUCUGUUCUAAUUCUAAAUUUUAGAGGGUUAGAAUUAGAAACUUUACUUUACAAAUUUCAAAGGUUGUUUGUUUAUGAAUAGGAUCCCAAGAAAAUGUCAUCAGAUAGAAUAUAUAGGCCUACCCAUGACAAUGGUCAUUGGUCAAUGGUCAUACAUAAGGUCCAUAUUCAUAAAGCAAUGGCAAUGGUCAUCGUUGGAUACAGUAUUUCUUUCAGAAAUUUUCCACGGCACGGGGGGGGGGGGGGGGGGNUGAUUUAUUGUUGGACAUAUUUUUGUUCGGAGAGGGGGGGGGGGGCAUUUGGCUUUCCCCGGAGAUAUAGCUGAAAGAAACCCUGGUUGGAUAUAUUAAAUACCCUACAGUAGGUCAUGUAAUUGAAAAACUGAGCCUGGAGCUAGCCUAAAUAUGGUAGCCACCCCCCCUCCAACCCUGUUUCAUCAAUCAUUGUCAUUGACAACAUAUAUGACAACAUAUAUGAGAGAGGUCUAUAUGUGGAUGAUUGACAAUUUUUGUUCCCCACUGAUAUUGGCACCCCAAUGGCUGCACACUUCACCCCACCAUUUCACCCACAAGCCUCUUUUUUUUUCCCCCAUGGCACUGAGGGGCCUAUAAGUAAGAUAAACCACCCAACAUAGGUCCACUUUUAAAUUUUUCAGUUUUAUAUAUUUUAUAAACUAUUGCAAGCUAUCUAGUGGGUAUUCAAGUGAACCUUUUACCACUUUCUGGUGUGUGCAUAUUGAAAUAGGAAUGAUUAUCAUUAUGAAUUAAAAUAUAACAUUGAAUGUAACUGUAAAUACAAAACCUUUUGGCUUACAGACUCCCAAUAAACAUGAUAGCAAGGCGGCGUCUUUUAAACUUACUUCACCUGAACAAAGCAAGUACAUUCAUUUUACUUAAAGAAAUCUUAAACGAAAUCUGAUCUAUUUUUUAAAAAUAUAUAAACCAAAAAACCCACAAAUUUUUAAAUAAAAUGAUUAAGCGUUAAAUUUCCAAUAUGUAGAAAAAAUAUUUUAAUAAAUAUAGACCUAUUACGUAAACAUAAAAAUAAAUUAAGUCAAUUAUUUUAUCUCUGGUGACAACAAUUUAAUAUUCAAUUCCUAUUUCAAAUUGAAUGCAUUUUUUCAUCUUUAAUUUCUCAUUUUAGGUCAGUCAGUAUCAGAUUAAUAAAUAUAACUUAUCCACAUCAUGUCUUGAAAUAAAAGUGUCCAAAAGUCCAGUUUUAAUUGAUGAAGAAGUCAACAUUAGAGUCAAUGGAUUGAAACAAGGACAGAAGAUAACAAUACAAACCUACAUGAAAGAAGGUGACAAAACAUUUGGAUCUUGUGCUCAUUUUACAGCUGACUGUCAGGGGAAUGUGGACACUUGUAGAGAUCAUUCUCAGGGGGGAACAUUCACUGGUAAAAUUAUGAUUAUAAUGAUACUAUUCAUUGGUAAAAUUAUGGUUAUAAUGAUGAUAUUCACUUGUAAAAUUAGGGUUAUAAUUAUGAUAUUCACUUAAAUAUUAUUUAAUCAACAUCCACUUAUUGUAACUUGAUAACCUGAAGAGACAUAUUGACUAUGCAAGUCCAAAAGAUUUCUAAGAAAAAAUAGGUACUUGAAUUCUCUUUAAGGACUCACAAGCCAUUCCCAGUAAUCUAAUUAAUUGUUCUCACUUUUUAUAAUGUCAUUUAAAUUUAGCUAAUUGUUAUAUUUUGAAAAAUAUUAAUAGAGUGUUUGAUUUAUUUUUGCCUGGUUGAAAGCCAAUAGAAUUAUUUUUAUGUUUUAUUUAAUCCCAAACUUCAAGGUUUAGAGCCAAUGGGAUUGUUCUGGAGUGCCCGAACAACUCCCGGAGUUAAACCUGGCAGAUUGUUAAAGACAGAUGUUAUGUCCCCAUAUGAUGUGACCAUAGCUGUACAAGAUGAUUUUAAAGAAUUUGACAGUCUGCCUUGGUCAGAAAAUUUCCCUUGUCUUACAUCAUGUCAGCUACAACGCUCCUAUGUUUUACCUGGAGUUCAAAGGUUCUCAAUUAAUGAGAAUGGACUUCAAGGAACAUUUUACACUCCACUAGGUUAGAAGAAUUUACACUGUAAAUUACAAUGUAAAUUACACUGUAAAUUACACUGUAAAUGAAAGAGUAUUGGAGUCUUAUCUUAGCAUCAUAUUGAUGUGGGUGAUUUAAGAUUCUAAUUAAAUAGUUUAAUAGACCAGCAGUCAGUAAUUGGUGCCAAUAGUGGCCAUUGAAUAUAUAUUUUACUAUAAUUUAUCAGAUUGUCAGAUAUCUGAUCCCAAUUAGCCAGAAGCACAUUUAGAUGGCUGUAUAACAUUUUUUUAAAUCAGAAUAUUAUAAUGUACAUUAAAUAAAAAAAUAGUGUCUGUUCCUGCAGGAAAUGGGCCAUUCCCAGGAGUAAUUGACCUGUUUGGACUUGGUGGUGGGAUUGUUGAAUUCCGAUCAGCUUUACUGGCAUCUCAUGGCUUUGCAUCUUUUGUGCUUGGUUAUGUUGGUCUCCCUGGCCUAUCCAGGAAUGAACUGGAUUUGAACCUUCACUACUUUCUGGUGAUUUGGACCUUUUUUGUGUUUCUGAUGAGUUGAAUUCAUGAAUUAAUAGUAAAUACAAAAAUUAAUGAAAAAUAUGUCUUGCUAAUUAUAAGCUACUUUUGUCAAAUAAAUGUUUGUAUAUUAUUUUUUUCACUUAUUGUCAACUUUUUGUUGAUAGUUAUGCAGUAAUUAUGGCAUAUCUUUAACUACUGGGGUUUUGGUUUAUGGUUAUGUUCAUAAUAAUUAAUACAAAGACUAGUCCACAAUGCUUUUGUUAUUAUAUUAUAGUGUUGAAGAUGAAUCAAUUAAAAAAUAUAUUGUAGAGAGCAUUUGAUUGGAUGGCAUCUCAUCCAUCAGUUGAUCCCAACAAGCUCGGUGGCAUUGCUACUUGUGUUGGUGGUGGUUACCUUCAGUUUAUUGCAUCCAGGAGACCUUCUGUGAGUUAUCUCAAACUUUCAUAUAAAUUUGAAGAUUUAACUCUAUGCAGGAGCUAACCAGACUAAUCACUCAUAUACAUAUGUAUCUCAAUUCAAAUUUUAACAAAAAUAUUUGUAAAAAAUUAGAGAAAAAAACAAUACAAAUAAAAGUGUGUUAAUUUCUAGUGCAGGAUUUUACAAACUCUAAUACUUUAUGAACAGAUGAAAUGCUUAGUGACUGUCAAUGGUACAGGGAUGCCUAUUGCUAGUAAACAACUAGUGGAGGGAAAAGAAGCAGAGGUGCUCAGUUUUAAAUUUGACCGUGUCAAAUAUAUUGAUGAUCUGGUCAUCUUCAGAGACAUGAUUCAGCCUGGGGAUAGGCCUAUCCCCUCUUCCUGUCCAGUAAGUAGAUAAAAAAUUGACAACAUUUGUUCAGGGUAUGUCUGGAGACAUUCAGUCAUAUCUGGGAAGUGGGAAGAGACCCAUAGGAGUGACCCUAAAACAUGUAUUUGGUCAUAAAAAGUGGCAAUGAAAUAUGUCUUGAUUUUCCAGGGAUGGCAACAUGGUGCAAAGAUAUUUGCCAUCCAUGGAUUGGAUGACCAGUGUGUGAACCCAAUAGCUCUGGAUGCUUUUAAGAAAAAUCUACCGGAAGAGUUCAAAAAUAACUUAACCUGGAUAUCAUAUCCUGGAACUGGACAUCUACUGGAACCGCCAUAUGCUCCGAGAUGUGGGACAAGUUUUAACAAAAUAUUGAGUAAGUUUGUUGAUGGGGAAGUUUUAAUAAAAUAUUUGGUUCUGAGAUUUAGGAAAUUUUAAAGAUUAAAUACAGAAAUUUUGUAUUAAAACUUUAUGAAAAUGUAUCAGUAGAAAUAAGCAGUAGCAGUACAAUUUUUGAUAGAUUAUUUUGAUUUUCCACCAGUCAAAUUUAGGGGCAGAAAGGAAAGUUAAUUUAGAGCUUUCCUUGAGGCAACCCCCACCCUUAAGGAAGCUGUGCAUAGGGUAAUCUGCCCCUUUAUUGGCUUGGAUUCUACACCUGCUACUCACAUCUCACCCUGGUACAACGUGAGGUGGAAAGCAUGAUGGGACCAAAAGAGUUAAUCUAACAUCGUAUUAUAAGGGUUACUGCUGUAGGUGAUGCCAGUAGAUUUCGCAGAGGUGGUGGGAUGCAAAUCUCUGACCUUGUUGAACUUUCAGGAUUGCUAUUUCCCAUGAAUUUAAUGAAAUUAUCUCCAUUACUUCAGGACGUCAAUUACAGUCUUAGAUUACUGUCAUUAUAGUUUUAGAUUCCUGUCAUGAAAAUCUUAGUUUCAUGUUAGUACAGUUGAAGGCUCCUGUCAUUAGGAAUUACAGCAAUCCCUGUUAUUCUUAGUUUCAAAAGCAAAUACAGGUGAACUCAACCGACUUUUAAUUAUAUUUUGUUCAACCCUUAUGAAACUUAAACAAAUCUAAUAUCCCCUUCACUAGACUGUGAGCCCCAUAAUGAAAUGUUUGACUUGAUUUCAGAAAUGAAUAUGCUCUGGGGAGGUAAUGACAAGCAGCAUGCCCACGCCCAGGAGGACAGCUGGCCUAGAAUUCUUGAUUUCUUGGAACAAAACUUACAUCAGACAAACACCAGUCAAGUCAAUCAACAGUACAACCAAGGUGUUUAGCCACAUCCACACUCAACAAAGUAUUACUAAUGGGACAUGUGUACUAUUAUUGGAGUGUCACAAUUGGUGUGUUGUUAUUAGGGUGUUAUAAUUGAGGUGCUGUUAAUUGGUAGUAGUGUCAUGCUACGGUCUAUGAACGUUUGACUUCAUGGUCCUGACAUGCACGAGAUGCAUGGAGAGAAGAACACAAGUCGGGCUUACCUGAUUAGCAGACAAAAGUAAGAAAGCCAGGUCAGCAGGUGGAAAAAAUAGAUCAUUGUCUCCUAAUACCAAAUCGUUAACCGUUGUGUUUGAAUGUGGAAUUUAGCAAUUGUUUUGAAUUUAGAACUUACCAAAUGUACGAGUCUUAAUAAAGUUUAAAUAUAUUCCAAGCAGACUUGACUCUUUGAGUUUCGUGAACUCGCACUGAUCAGAAAUGAUAACAUAUGCAUAAAGGUGCAUGAGUUAAAGGGCUACAUUACAUUGUGUUGUAAUUGGUGCACUAUAAUUAAAGUUGAAGUUUUAUUUUAUUAAUUAAUAGUGCUGUUGCAGGCUAUUUCUUUUGUAUUUGUAGGUCAGCACUUUUUAAUGCUAUUGAAAUCUAAGUGGAAAGGAUGUUUUUCAUUAAUAAAUAUUUUACUCUUUUUUUUUUCAUUCUAUCUUUGAAUUGUGAAAGUGAUACACUUAUUUUUCUAUUUUUGUAUUGUGAAGGUCAGGGGUAGCCAACCCAGAUGGCCUCACCUGCCAUUUUGAGUCAAUUAUUUGAGGACCACAUGCCAUUGAGUCUUAUAUUAAAUUUUAAGAAGCCUUAUAUUAAAUCUUAUUUAAGUCUUAUAUUAAGUCUUAUAUUAAGUUUUAUACUUAUAUUAAGUCUUAUAUUAAUGGCAAAUACCUUCACAAAAAAGUGAUGUGGAUAUAUAUCUAAAUUGAAAGAAUGAAAGCAAUAGCUAAUUGAAUGAAGAAAUAAGAUCAUUUGUGAUACUUCUGGCAGGCCACAAUAUUUAAAGUGGCAGGGUUGGCCACCAGAUACACUUUGUUUUCUACCUUUGAAUUGUGAAUGUGAUACACUUGGCUUUCUAUCUUUGAAUUGUGAAUGUGAUACAUUUGGCUUUCUAUCUUUGAAUUGUGAAUGUGAUUCACUUGUCUUUUUAUCUUUGAAUUGUGAAUGUGAUACACUUGGCUUUCUAUCUUUGAAAUGUGAAUGAUAUACACUGGUCAUUCUAUCUUUGAAUUGUGAAUGUGAUACACUUAUCUUUCUAUCUUUGAAUUGUGAAUGUGAUACACUUAUCUUUCUAUCUUUGAAUUUUUAUGUGAUAUUAUACAUUCUUCCACACUUAAACAGAUCGGAAAUCUCAAUAUAAAAUGUAGCAUUAAAAGUAAAAAAAAUUGGUAAAUUUAACAAGUUUAUUUGUAGCU
Lymnaea stagnalis (great pond snail) is the source of this 6373-nucleotide messenger RNA. NCBI's taxonomy places the organism in Eukaryota, Metazoa, Mollusca, Gastropoda, Lymnaeidae. The record is from the annotation of a GenBank genome assembly.